AUGUUUCCAUUUGCAGAAGAAGAAGAUGUGCUAGCAAAUGUAGUACCAAAUCAUGCUCAAAAGGUUACAGGUUACCGGAACUUUGAUUUCGAACAGAAUAUGGGACCAAAUCCUAUUCAUUUUGGUGCUCCUUCUAAAAAUACUUUUGACUUAAUUGGGCUUUUGUAUGAUCUAAUGUUGAUGGGAAAGGUUGUGAAUGAGAACAAAGAGAAAGUUGUACUGUGCCUUCUGGCUAGUCUUAUAACAGGUCUAUCAUUAUUACUUCUCGCUUGCUUAGUACUGCAAUGCUAUAAACGAUAUAAAGGCAAAAAAGAGUCCGCAAAAAAAGCAAAUAGUAAAGAAAUAUUACGAGAAGGAAAAUCUACCGAAUUAAGCACACUAAUGAUCAAUGAACAAUCAAUGUUUUUGGAUUUUGGUAAUGGAAUUCCUUAUGAUAUCACCGAUCUUCCAAAUAGCAAAGAAACAUUUUUGCAAUUCAGCAAUCUGCCAAUAACACGAGUACCACAAAAUAUCCACGGCUAUAGUUGA
This is a messenger RNA of Thelazia callipaeda (thelaziosis nematode), 528 nucleotides long. Lineage: Eukaryota; Metazoa; Nematoda; Chromadorea; Rhabditida; Thelaziidae. The record is from the annotation of a GenBank genome assembly.